UAAAAAAAGAAAUAAAUGUCUCCAUAUUAUUACAUUUCUGCCUGAACCAAUCAGAUAAAACACAUUUCUAAUGAAUUAUCAUGUAUUUAUUGGUGAAAUAUAAAGAAAACCGGUUUUUAAAGGCGACUUUCCUCAGUUACCCAAGAGCCAGAAACUCAUCUGAGAUACUUAUGAAGGCCAUGAGAAAAGAUGUGGAGUAGGAGGGUAGCGGAAAUACCUCUGCACCAAUCAGAACGCAGGAUCUCAUUAUUGACUGUCCGGUCAGCCAAUCAGAGGAGACCAUACCUCUCCGUGGCCCAGAGCUGGGAUAAUGUUCUUCACAGCUGUUUUUUCCCCCCUCUUUCUGAAGUCAUGGCAGGAUUCAGGCAGGAUUAAACUUCCAGUUUGCUGAACGGUGAAUAAACCGGGAACUUUUACCGCUGAGACCUGCGUGCACAGCUCCGUCCGGUGAGGUAAUGUCUCUGAAAUGUUCAAAUGCCAUUCCCAGCUGCAGCGGGCUGUAGCCCCAGGCUGCUCCGGGUUUGCUUUUUAAGCUUCGUCCCAGUUGAAACAGUUUACUGGGGCACCAUGCGGACGCUCCGCUCCGAAGUCUCUGCACGGUUCCGCUUGAACGAGACCAAGAAUUUUCAACUGUCCACAGACGGACUGUGAGGAAGCGUGAGGUCCGACAGUGACCCAGACCGGGCGGCCAGACCUCAGUAGACCCUGCCGGGAUUACUGUGGAAGAAGUCCGAAAACAAAGGAAACUUUUGUUCUUCUUUCUUUCCCCCCCGCUGGGAAUAAACACAGGAGUUUGGAGAAAGUUCAAAAAGUUUUGACGCGCGCGUGCGCUUCCUUUGAUGUGAGCGCAGACAGGUUCUUCUGAUCCAGGUGGUUCCAGGUGUGAGGAUGGUGGAGAGCCGGAGCUGCGUCCAGAGGGAGGGGGUGUACCGCUGGUUCUCCACCCUCACCUCCGCCCAGAGAGCGGAGUUCCUCUGCGGCCUGCUGGACCUCUGCAUCCCCAUCGAGCUGCGCUUCCUCGGCUCCUGCCUGGAGGACCUGGCCCGCAAGGACUACCACUCCCUGCGGGAUGCGGAGAUCAAAGCCAACAACCCCGCGGACCUCUCGGGACUCACCAACGUCACGGACGAGGUGGUCCGCAGCAAGCUGCUGGUGUCGCUGGCGCUGCUGGGCACAGACAACCGGGAGGCCGCGGGGGUCUUGUACCGGACCCUGACCCACAUCGACACGGUGAUCAACAACUACGGGCUGGCGCUGAACGACGGCAGGACGGAGGAGCAGUUCCUGCUGCUGUUCACCAUGGCCUCCAACCACCCGGCCUUCAACUUCCACCAGAAACAGGUGCUGAGGCAUCAGCUGGGCCACAUCCAGGACAUCCUGCAGGCUAGCAGCGGAGGAGGAGGAGAAGCUGCAGCAGAAGCUGGCAGUGAUGGAGCUGCUGGUUGCUAUGGCGCUCAGCCUCACCACCACUACCACCAUCAGGCCGCCGCCGCCGCCGUGCCUCAGGCCUCCCUGCCCAACGCCAGCACCACUUGCCUGCCAACCUGCUACUGGCACAAGAACCAGAGCAGAGAAGCGUCGACGGGGUCAGGCCCGUCCUCCGGCGCAGAGUUGGGAAACGAAGAGCAGGCGGUCCACCAGGAGCUGCCGGCUCUUCGCCCAGAGCGCCGCUCUCCUCCGCCGCCCCUGAAGGUCCAGGAUGCAAGCAGGAGCCGCCAGGAGAAAGCAGCGAAAGCUGUGAUUGAGCGGGUGGUGCUCAGAAGAGCGAUACACAAGCCAGAGAACGGCAGCGAAUAUGUGUUUGAGGUGGGCUGGUCCGACGGUUUUACGUCAUCUGUGGUCAGAGCUCAACAGGAAGUGGCAGAGCUGAUAUCCCAGCUCUCUCAGGUGUUUCCUGACGAUGGACUGGAGAAGUUCCUCCCUCAGUCCGUAGAGGUCGACACCAGGUGUCUGGCUGCGCUGCCCGGCCCCGUCCUGCAGCAUCACUCCGUCCAGCUGUUCUUCAACUCCAGCCGACCUCUGACCCCCAGCUGCCCCGUGUCUCCUCCCUCCACCAGGUUACCUCCCACUUUCCCCACCUGCUCAGCCUCCAACACCGGCUGCAUGAUGCAGUACAGAGGAGCCAACAGGGCGGUGUACCGGGUGGCCAGCGUCCAGCCCGUGGUCAGCACCCACAGCUCGGUUCUGACCCGCUCCCCGCCUCACCUGUCCUCCCUCCUGUCUCCCCCCACGCCGCUGACUCCCUCCAUGCACCACCUCCACCCUCCGCCCAUCACGCAGUCGCUGCACCUGUCCCACUCCCCCUCCCUGACCCGCUCCCAGUCCCAUCCGGCCCAGUUAACGCAGAAUCAACCCAGCACGCCGGAGCAGAACGGCAUCCUGGACUGGCUGCGUAAACUCCGGCUCCAUAAGUACUACCCAGUCUUCAAACAGCUCACCAUGGAGGAGUUUUUAGCGCUGACGGAGGAAGACCUCAACAAGUACGACUUGACCCAGGGAGCGAAGAAGAAACUCAAGACUCAGCUGGAGCUUCAAAAGUCAGCAGACAGGGAGAUGAAGACUGAGAAGCGACCCUGCAGCGGCAUCGCCAGGGUGACCCCGUCCAGUCACAUGGGAAUCUCAGUGCACCCCACCUCCACCGCAGGAGAGCUGCGAGUGGAGGUGGACGGAGUGCCGCAUCUUCCUCUUCCUCCUCCUCCUCCUCAUCUGAUGUCCACAGACAGCAGCUCCUCCUGGAUGUCGCUCUGCUGCGACUCAGCCUUCGACAGGAGCAGAGCCGCUGUGGGCCGUCCGAAUGCCGCCAGCGGUACGGAGAAGGAGCGCUUCCUGUUGAGCUCUGCCGGUCCGGCCCGUCCCACGGCUCAGGUUCUUCCGGUUCAGACCGACCCGGCGCCCCUCCACCCCCCGUCCUGCUCCUCCCACCUCCCCUUCAGCGCCCUGCAGACAGCUUUCCUGCCGCAGCCCAGCUUCCCGACACGCGUCCUGUCCUCUCCUAGGAAGCCACGCCCCUCGCCACUGGGCGCAGAUGACCGGGCGAAGCCGCUGGGCGCCGUGGCGGCAGGAGCCGGGUUCAGCCUGGGGCCCGGGGUCGGCGUGGCGGCGCGGCUGGAGAGCCAGUUCUCUGGGCUCAGCGUGGCGGACAGCGGCCUUCAGGAGGCCUCGGCGUGCCGCACGCAGCCCGGCGGCACUGUGGGUCUGAUGAUAGAAACAAGCUCCGCCCUCACCUCCACCUCCAACAGCCUGCACCAUGUCUCCCAGCCCCCGCUCCUCUUCCACCUGUCCUCCUCCCCGGCCGGGUAUCACAUCCACCCCCCCGCCGCCUGCGCCCCGCCCGCCAACGCCGCUGGGAACCAGUACUACCAGUCUACCUCCAGCCCCGCCCUGCCCACAUCCUCCCCGCCCUCCUCCGAUCACAACGCUUCCGUGUGCGUCUGCAGCUCCUGUGGUUGCCGCGGUAACUGCAGCCCGUACGCGGCGUUGCCUGGAUACGCCGCCGCCGGCUACCUGCAGCCAUCUUUGUUCACCCUGGGGCCGCUGCUCCACCUCAGCCCACUCAUCGCCUCGUCCAGCGCCGCCGCCCCGCCCUUCUCCUACUCCAUGAUGGUCCCGCCUCCGCUCUACCGCCAGAGCCCCACGUCACAUGACCAGCAGCAGGGCUUCAGGUUCUACCAGCCGCACGGCAUUGUGGGAAAUGGAGGCCAGAAGCGUGCGGCAGGAAACAUGUCAUGCUACAACUGCGGCGGCGGCGGACAUCGAGCCGAGGACUGCAAGCAGGCGGCGAUGGACUCAGCGCAUCAGGGAACGUUUCGGCUGAAGUUCACUCCUCACUCUCAGAGCAAAGACUCAGGAGAAUAAACCACGGAGAGGCGGUGACCUUUGAACUGCUGGAACAAAUCAGCGAGUUGGUGAAACGCUGAUGGAGAAACGGUUCAACUUUCCAACAAAGCGGAGCUUCAGACUCAGACUAACUACAGGAAGAGCUUCAUGCUUCCUCACCACGGAGGCAGCUGCUCUGCCAAACCACGGAGUGUUUAGACUUUAGACCAAACUUUGGGUUUUCACUUUUCAGACUGUAAUUUCAGUGUCAUCCUUCAUUUUAACACUCGCCGUUAUGCUGCAGUCGGGUUUCAAUCGGCUGAAUUCCACAUACACAAUCAUAUUCAAAAGGAGAUUUUAAAACGGGGUGAAACUUUUCUCUCUUUUUCCAGCGUCGACCCAAACCGACGAGGCGUUCAGGUGACGGCCGCUACAGAACUGCCAAUCAUGUUUCAGGCAGCAGCUGAGUUGAACGUCGCUGCUGAUCAGCAGCGUUGUCGUCGUUUAUGUCGCCUCUGCAGCGUUUCUACCUCAGAUCUGAGCUGAAGGCAGAAUCAUGUGACGUUUACAUCGAAACGUUUCAAAAACGCCGACUUCCACUCCCUCCUCCUUCAGAUUAAACCGAAUUAGUGUCAAACGUCUAUGAGGCAAAUGUUUUUGUAUCGCUAUCAUUUUAAAUGUAUCAAAAAGAUGUCUGCUGCCCAAAAGCAGUGCAGUUGAUUGACAUUUGAUUAUCUCUAAUUAGUACAAUUAAACAUUAGUGGCACAAAAAAAACAAAACUGCAGCACAAACCUGCACAAAUAUAGCACAAUUAAUUUAGAUCAAAUUUGUUAGAUUUGUUCAUUUUGAUUGGAUAAAUAAACUUUUUUGCUGCACUAAACUAGUGCUGUUGACUAACACCAUAUCUGUUAGACUUUGUAAAUAUGUGUGUUGCAGUUGACCUUUGAUGACCUCUCCAGGGAUUUAUUAAUAUCUUUAAAAUGAUUGUGGCACAAAUAAAAAUUUUGCAGCACAAAUCUCUGGGAAAUUUUUGCAGCAUGCUUGAUUGAUGCCACAUUUCGUUUGAUUUUGUAAAUAUGUGGGGCCUGGUUGACCUUUGAUGACCUCUGGAAACAUUCGUUAUCUUUAAAAUGAUAGCGGCACAAACACAUUUUUUGCAGCACAAAUGUUUGACACCAAUUUGGUUUAAUUUGAAGAAGUUUUGUGGGGCCAAUUUCACUCAGGUCCGACUUUCUCCGUGUUUGGUUCGGUUUUCCUGCUUUUCGCUGCUCCUGCAGACUAGCGGCUGCCCUGCCUGGCAGCACGGCGACGUGUUCAGGAAGUAUCGGUGUGUGUGUUGGGGUCUGAGGUGUGUGAUUCUGGGCUGGACCCAGAUCUGCUCUGCUCCCCUGCAGGGAAGGCAUAAAGCAAGAAGGGGAUUUAAUUUAAAAUACUAAGUUCUGAUGGAAAUAAAUAAAAAAGGUUCGUUUGUGUUUUGAGGCUCAGAUGAUUGUAUAAAAAUGUUCUGGGUUGUAUUAUUAUUUUGGGGGAAUCUCUAGUUCAACUUUUAUAGUUUUUGCUCCUGUUUGUUUUUUUUUUGUUUUUUUUCCAGCAGCGUCUGAUGUUACUUUUUAAAAUGUUUUGUUUGCAAAUGUUUCAGCAGUUUGUCUGGAGUUCAGGUUUUAUAUUGUCUGUUUGAUAGUUUUUCUUCAGAUUUAAGGCUCAUUAUGUCUUUAUUUCUUUGUUAACAUUGUAAUAUAAAGAAUUUAGUGCCUUCAUUAUUCACA
Xiphophorus couchianus (Monterrey platyfish) is the source of this 5583-nucleotide messenger RNA. RefSeq names its product zinc finger, CCHC domain containing 14 (gene zcchc14). The transcript has 14 exons. Gene Ontology annotation, molecular function: protein binding; nucleic acid binding; zinc ion binding. The record is from RefSeq and is a predicted model, not a curated record. NCBI's taxonomy places the organism in Eukaryota, Metazoa, Chordata, Actinopteri, Cyprinodontiformes, Poeciliidae. Bases 889 to 3855 code for a protein of 988 amino acids.